AGAAGUGAAAUAUUAGCCGUUCUGUGUUGGAUGUAUGGAAUUUAAAAACAACUCCGUAAUAUUUAACGUCUUCAUUAACAUUACAGAUAUGGAAAAGGUGGCGUAACGUUUUGACUUGAAAUAUGAAGUAGAACGAUGAUGCUCCAAAGGCCGUGCCUGCGACCACUCGGAUGCUCUCGGAUCACGGCGGCUCCCUUUUCAAUGCAACAUAAAAAGGCUGUAAAAUCAUGAACGACUCGGACCAGGACUUUGUCGAUCUCUGUUCCAAGACGCUGAAGCGUUUUCGCAAGAAAGUAGUCGAGCCUAAACAACAAAAGAGAGCUGCGGACAAGAAGCCCUCAAGUCAGCCCAGCGAUGGAGACAAGAAAGGGAAGCAAAAGGAGGAUGAUGCCUCUCAUCGUGUUGCAACUGGGUCGCCGUGUUUGGAUGUGGAUGAUUCAGGAGACGCUGUAGCAGCGUCAGGACAAAAGACUGACAACCUUGCGUGGAGGCGUGUAGAGAUAGUGCUCAAGAGGAUGCAGCACUUCAAGAGAGCAAGUCCACCCAGGAUGGCUCACAAGAGUCCGCCUAUAGGGAUGGAUCCUGAACCUCCACAAACAGGUGUACCACAAUCCUCCGUCUCUGACAACCAACUGAGGUCCCUGGAUAGUGAUGAGGUUUUGGCAAUGCGACUGCAGCAGGAGCUUGAUCGCGAGGCAGCAGAGGCCCACAAUCUGGACCUAGAGGAUGGGGGCCUCUUCUUCUGUCAGAUCUGUCACAAAGACAUGUCUCAUAUGACACCCGAAGGACGCACACAGCACAUCAACAGGUGUUUGGACGACACCGAACACCAAAUAGCUGCUCCCCAUCCUCCUCUUCCUCGUGGUGUCCCCGACUGUCCAAUCUGUGGCAAGAAGUUUAAGUCACAGAGGAGUCGCUCCACCCACUUGAAGCGCUGCUCGUCAGACAUGGGAGUCAGUCCUGCUGACCUGCUGCAGGCUGUACAGAGGCAGGCUGAGGAGACACAAAGUGCAGCUGCUACCAACGUGAUCUCACAGACUGGAGGCGCAAAAAGGAAAGGCACAACUACUUCAGGACUACCAGCGAGGAAGAAGCCCAGGAAAAAAAACGACCCCCUGGAUGAGGACACAAUGGUGGCCCUGGCUCUAUCUUCAUCCCUGUUGGAACAGCAGAAAGCGCAUCCCAGUGCAUCAAACACAGAGACAGCUUCUCAUUCGACCAAGACUGCUGUCUUAAAGUGGAGAUCAGAUGGAGGUAAGGGGCGUGGGAAGAGGAAAAAGGACACAGUACCUCGGCCGCCUCCUAUCCUCCUCAUCCAGGAUGCUGAUGCUGCUCUAAUGAGGCUGCAGGAACGUGUUUCUGCUCUUCUCCUACGCACUCGAGCCCCUUCUCCACCUACUCCUACCCGCUGUGCCAGCAAAUUGUCCGUCUUGAACGGCGCUGCCCCGCUAUGGGAAAAGAGUGCACUAUUAAAUGGAGACGCCACCGGUGUCUGGGACUUCUUCGUGCCAGAGCUUAAAGACUUCUUCACACCCUGGAAAUCAGCCCAGACUGUCUCAGCUUCGUCCCACACCAACGACAAGCCAAGUUCUUCUCUUCAACCUUUGAGUGAAGGAACUACCAUCACCAAGGAUCAAACUCUGUUAUCCGCCCAUACAACCGCCUGCCCCCCAGUUCCCUCCGCUCCAACCGCUGGGCAGCUUCCAGCGAGCAGCCAGGCCCUGAGAGACCUGGUGGAGCUGGCUGAUGAUGUCACAGCUCUAUCUUAUUGCGACCACACUGGUCCUGGCGAUGACCAGCUGUCAACAAACCUCCAACUCAGUGGCUUCAUUCUAGAUGAGAGAGUGGACUUCUGUGUGAGCGGCUUCUUACCUGAAACAGUACACCCUUCCUCAAAGGAAAAGUCAUUAUGUUCUCCAGGUGUAGCUGAGGAGGGCAGGAGCCAGCUAUCAUCGGGGGCACUAUCCACAUUGGUAUCCAACCUAAGCAGCAUGGUUAACAACCCUCAGCUUAGUGACUUACAACUCCAGGUGGAUACUGGAGAAGUUUUUUUUGCCCAUUCCUUCAUGGUGUACGCACGCUGCCCCCUCCUGGCACAAAUGUUGCAUUUAAGUGGAUUCGGGGUGAAAGAGGAGGGAAUGCCUGCAGCUCAGAGGGUGUUGAUCAGUGAUAUACCUGCACAGGCCGUGUUGGUUCUGCUGCAGUACCUCUACACCGCCCAGGUGUCACUUUCAUCGUCAUUGCAGCCACAUGUGCUGGAGUUGGCAUCCAGGUUCGAUCUACAAGAGCUGCAGCAGCUCUGUGAGAGCUACACUCAGGAAACAUCAGCUGAGUAUGAUGAUGGCGACUUCACCAACCACGGGGAGCCUCUCAGCAGCCGCACAGACAAGGACCUGACGGCGCUCUUCAACUCCAUGUGGAGUCAUGAGGAUGACGCGGACGACAGCGAAGGGGAUGACGAGAGUGCUGUCGAAAAGGCAAAAGGAGAGACUCACGAGGAGCGAGUGAAUCAGGAAGAGCUGGAUGAGAUUUAUGAGUUUGCUGCCACGCAAAGAAAGCGGGAGGAGGAGGAGAUGGAGAGCGUGGAUGACAGUGAGGGAGAUGAUGGCGGAGUGACGAGUAAAAGGACUCCUGAAGAAUCCAAUGAAAAAAAUCUUGAUCGUAGCUCAGGGAGCAGCUAUAGUCGCCUCUUCUCAGACACUUUCUGUUAUCCUUCACAGAAGAAAAAUCUUUCUUCUUCUAAAUCAUCUGCCAAAACUUUGCUUCAGUCCUCAGCAAGUGUGGGCAGUGACCUUUCCCCCAGUACCUCCUCUUUGCCUGUGCCAGGUGUGUCUCCUGAUCAGGAGGUCAGCUGCGUCAAGGAAACAACUGCUGUUCAACAUGAUUCCCCUUAUAAAUCAGCACUCAAAGAAGAACCAGAGCUGAUCGUUUUGUCGGACUCAGACAACAGCCGGCUUAGCUUCACUCAGUUAAGACCUGAAGAGUCCACAGGGGAGAAGAAACAAUCCAGCAGUUUGGAGUUAAGUCCGAAUGAGCCUUCUCCUAACCAGGCCGUUGAAAAUGGAGAGCAGAUGAAUGCAGAUUGUUCUCCGGAGCUUUCCUGGCUCAUCCCGCCAACCCCAGUCUGCAGCAGUCCCACAAGGACAAAGACAGGCAGGGACUGUUCUACCCAGACCAAGAACAGCAUGCGUAGGACUCAGCUGUUCCCCAAAGACGACUGUUCUGUCACGUCAGCAUUCAACAACAGCGCAAAGGCACCUGAUGGCAUUUUGACUGCCAUGUUGGAGGAAGUGGACUCUCCAGUUUUUGCGAAACCACAACUCUCAACUUCAUCUCACCGUCACGUGUCCUCAAAGCAUGAGACGUCACUCCAACGCCACACCGAGCCUUACAGCAGCACCCCUCUGCACACCUGGCCACCGUGUCAAGGAAGUCCCAGGUCGCCCUUUGAGAGCCCCGAGAAGACGGAAAUUGGGAGCUUGCAUUUCUCCCCCUUCUGCGUCGCUCCUCACACGAGUCCUCAGAGACACAGUCCAAGUCCCGCUAAACUGGCGAGGAGUAGAGUAACAAGUGAGAAAGAAAAGCUGGAGCCAGAGUUUGGUAGGAGAAGCACAGAUGAAGGAGAAGCAAGACAGUCAAGUUUUGAGCAGCACUUCAUGGCCAUGGACGAGCCACCGAUGGCUUUCAACGACUCGUGGGGCUUCCACGCUUGUGAUGACGCAGCGAGGAACUCUGGCUUCUUCAGCCUGAGGCUGGAGGACAGCGGAGGAGCCGACCAAGGAGAACACCGGGAAGAAAAGGAAAGACGUGACAACGAGUCAGCCCCGUCCACCAGUAGCCACCUUCCACCCAUAAGUACAAAUCUUCCCACUUUGUCGCCAUCUCCAACUGAUCCUAACACAGAUAGCCUCCUGGCCGCUAACGUAUGGGACAGCUGGGGGGAGGAAGAAGAGGAGAUUCUUCCUCUUUCUCAAAGGCUGAACCCUUCUGCUCAGCUCAAAACUCCCAAAUCUUCUGGUAAUAAAAGGCGUCGCAAUCUGGUGCCCAUCACUCCAAUGCCUCACUACUCGGAUCUGGACACACCUGAGCUGAAGAACAAACUCAACAGCUUUGGUGUCCGUGCUUUACCUAAGAGGCAGAUGAUCGUCAAGCUGAAGGAGAUUCACCGGUACACCCACCAGCUGCUCGGCUCUGAUGAUGAAGACGAAGCACUGAGCAAGCGUCCUCCCUCCAAGUCGUCUGUCUCUUCCAACUUCAAGGAGCCCGGAGUGCCUGUUGCCGUGGCUCCUGGGAGACGCCAUCAAGGGGACGAGGCGGACGCAGAGCUGCUGUCCAACUCUCAGGGCUCCAAUGCCUCUUCAACUACUGCAAGUGAAGAAUCCGAGCGGUCCAACCCAGAGCUGUGUCUUUCCUCGGGUGGCGACUCGGACGACGACAUCUCAGCCUCCCAGGCGGUCACACGCCUCCGAGAUCGCCUGCAGGCCGUGCGGUCUUUCAUCCUGUCCGACUCGGACCUGUACGGUCAGAUCCUUCAGUACCAGCCUCUGGUCCUGUCUCAGCUCCAGCAGCGCCUGAAAGCAGCUGGCAUCCGCUUAGGCGCCGCCAAGCUGGUGGACUAUCUGGACUCCCAGUGCAUCACUUUCACCACGGCUAAACCAGGACAGCCCGCACGUUCUCGCAGGCGAGUCAGGAAGGCUGGCAAGAAAGGGAAAGGAGGCGCUGGAGUCCGAACUUCAAAAUAACCAGGGAAAAUAGGGUCCUUGUUUGGUCUUGACUGAGUUUCCUGAUUGUGUUUCAAUUCAGACUUGGCAAGAAUGAAGACAUUUGCAGUUGCACUCAAUUGAUCAAUAUUAAUUUAGGAGUGCAAACUACCAUAUUUUUCGGAGUAUAAGUCGCACUGGAGGUAUAAGUCGCACCGGCCGAAAAUGCAUAAUAAAGAAGGAAAAAAACAUGUCGCAUUUUUUGGGGAAAUGUAUUUGAUAAAAGCCAACACCAAGAAUAGACAUUUGAAAGACAAUUUAAAAUAAAUAAAGAAUAGUGAACAACAGGCUGAAUAAGUGUACGUUAUAUGAGGCAUAAAUAACCAACUGAGAACGUGCCUGGUAUGUUAACGUAACAUAUUAUGGUAAGAGUCAUUCAAAUAACUAUAACAUAUAGAACAUGCUAUACGUUUACCAAACAAUCUGUCACUCCUAAUCGCUAAAUCCCAUAAAAUCUUAUACGUCUAGUCUCUUACGUGAAUGAGCUAAAUAAUAUUAUUUGAUAUUUUACGGUAAUGUGUUAAUAAUUUCACACAUAAGUCGCUCCUGAGUAUAAGUCGCACCCCCGGCCAAACUAUGAAAAAAAACUGCGACUUAUAGUCCGAAAAAUACGGUAUUUGCUUCAAAAGUAUGAACAGAGUUCUGAAAAAACAUUUUAUUAUUGUUCUUCAGUAGAUUCCGGUCCAAAGGAUGAGCCAGAGUAGGUACAGCAGAACACUUGAAGAAGGAGGGAAGCUCUCAAACAAUUUCAAUCAACUGUUUCCUUCAAGUAGAGAGGAGCAUUGUGCAGCAAAAUAUCAUCUGGGCCGUUUUUGUGCGCUCAGUAUUGCCUGAAGCAGCGUAGUAACGCUCCAGGCAUCAGGUCAAGUUCCAAAAGGCGUAAAAGUCUUCACACCAAGCUUCCUGGAUCCAUGACCUGCCUCUCUUCCUGAGCCUUGUGGUUCCUCGGCUGGUGGAGCGUCAACACUUUGCUUCUCAAAGCAGUCAUGACAGGCCUGCAAUGUUUGCAAGGAAGCGCUGAGCCCACCACUCCUCCAAGUCCAUAGGGACAAAGUCUGUGUGAAGACAACAGAGUGGUGAUGUCAUGCUCCUUUGCUGUGCAGAUGGUACACAUCUAAACACUCACUGCUCAACAUUCAUUUCUGACUAAACAGCCACAUAAGCAACAAAAAAAGAAAUCAUAUGUUUACUUUUGAAGAAGAUUGUCAGCACGCCACAGGCUGUUCAGAUACAAAACAAAUGUUCAUGGGCCUCUUCUAGAAAACUGCAUGGAAUUCUGACAGUCUCAGUAUUUCAGAAAGCCGUGUACACACAAAAAGAUACAUAAAGUCUGGCCUAUGCACACCUUCACUCAAUGUGGAAGGGAAGUGUGCAUCAUGUCAUCCCCUCUUUACGCCAUAGAAGGUCAAAGUGACUAAAUGCAACAUUUCAUCAAGACAUUAAACUGCAUGCGUUUCUCACUCUUUCCGGUCUCUCCUUCUCAGACACUUAAAACAAGCGCACCUUCUUACAUACGUCACGUGAGCAACGCUCCCGCGGAGCAGACAGGUAGCGACAUGGUAACAUUAGCUGUGAUGCUAACAGCUAACGGUGUGGUUUGAAUGGCAAUACGAGAGAAAGAAGGUGCGAAUCUGGUAACAAAUGAAGGAAUAAUUAAUUCCCAAGAAAAACAGCACGGGGUCCAUCGUCUGGCGGUGGUUUUGCUUCAAGCGAGAAUAUGUCUUUACAUGUCAACAUCUCCGUUCGGUGCCACACCAACUAAAUGCCGAAGCAACUAUUUCCACAUCAACACCGUAGGACAUAUACUAUUUGAUAUGCAGCUCAUUUUUAUGUGACACUUAUUGAAAUAUCUUGUGUGACAUCAUGCACAAAAGUGCACUUAUAGCUUGUUUUAAAAUGUCUGACAAUCUUGCACUUUCUGUUUGGAAAUGACAUGAAUGUUUGUGCCACUGCUUAAUAACUGUUUAAU
Molecule: messenger RNA, 6729 nt
Organism: Entelurus aequoreus (snake pipefish)
Lineage: Eukaryota; Metazoa; Chordata; Actinopteri; Syngnathiformes; Syngnathidae
Product: structure-specific endonuclease subunit SLX4-like
Exons: 15
Coding region: 228-4742 (1504 amino acids)
Biological process (GO): resolution of meiotic recombination intermediates; meiotic DNA double-strand break processing; DNA replication
Cellular component (GO): nucleus; Slx1-Slx4 complex
Molecular function (GO): enzyme binding
Source: RefSeq, a predicted model, not a curated record